ACAAACAAGUACAAUUUGCUGACAAAUUUGGAUUUUCUCUUCUUUCAUCUCACUUAUAAUACCCCUCCUUGUCAUAAACUCUCUAUGUUCACUGUUUUUUUCACAGUUGAGGUUCAUUUAUCAUGCAGCUUUCUGUUAUAUGUUUCACUCAUUUGACUUGACAAAUAUCAGCAUUACCUCUCUUAACUGUUUUCUUAUAAAUCUUGAAAUUCUUGGCUCUUAGAUCUUCUUCACAACCAAGAUCUCAUUUUUCUGCAAUUUCUUGAAAAGUUAGGCCUUUUCUAGAUUCCCUAUAUAAUUUCAGUUCUUCUGCAUUUUAUCUCUUCAAUAAAGAGCCAGAAAAAAAAUACAACCAGACCUUUUUUUUUUGUUGCAUUUUGGUUAUGUCCACUUAUGUUCAACAAUUGUAUCCAAAUAAUAGAACAAUGAAUCAAGGAAUGGGAAUCCUCUCAAGGGCUAAUUCGAACUGGUUCUUUGAAAUCAAGGAGACGAAAUGGACUCCUGAAGAAAACAAGCAAUUCGAGAAUGCAUUAGCUUUAUUUGAUAAGGAUACUCCAGAUAGAUGGUACAAUGUAGCAGCCAUGAUCCCUGGAAAGACGGUGAACGAUGUGAUCAAACAGUACAGAGAAUUGGAAGAAGAUGUUAGUGUUAUAGAGGCUGGACUAAUUCCAGUUCCAGGGUAUGCUAGUGAUCAUUCUUUUGAACUAGAGUGGAUCAACAAUCAAGGCUUUGAUGGGCUGAAACAAUUUUAUGUUCCAGGCGGAAAACGAAACUCGUCAGGUCGGGUUUGUGAUCAAGAAAGGAAGAAAGGUGUGCCAUGGACAGAGGAAGAACACAGACAAUUUCUACUGGGGCUUAAAAAGUAUGGUAAAGGGGACUGGAGAAACAUUUCUCGAAAUUUUGUGACUUCUAGAACACCAACACAAGUUGCUAGUCAUGCUCAGAAGUAUUUUAUUAGACAGCUUUCAGGAGGCAAAGAUAAGAGGAGAUCAAGCAUUCAUGAUAUCACAACAGUCAAUCUUAUCGACCCCAAAUCAGCAUCAUCAAUAAACAUUAAACCUCCAUUCCCGGAUAAAAUUAUUGCAGCCAUGCAGCAGCCUCAACAACAUUCUAGUAGAACUGGAAUGGAGAAAGCAUUGUACGGCUGGAACAUGCAAAAUGAAGAGUCAAUCAUGGCCUUUAACAUGUCCAGUAGCACGAAAACUGGAAAUUUGUAUGGAAACUCUACUCAUGACCAGCCAACACAAGAACAAAAUCUGCCAGGAAACUUUCUCCAAGGACCUCAACCUGGUUUAAACAGUGCAAUCCCCUGGGCUUAACCCGGAGAUAGUUUUAUCAAACAGGCAAAUCUUUUUAUUUUUCUUUAACUAUUGAGAUUUCCAGCCAAUUUUAUGUGGAUUUUGUGUUAUUCCUUGCCUCAAUAGAUUGGAUCUUUUGAAGAGCCCGUUUAUUAGCGUAAGAACCUAUAUACAAGUCCAUUAUGUCGCUAAGAUACCUGUUUUGGUUUGAAUAUAGAGCUGAAAAAUCUUCUAUGUUCUUCA
Daucus carota subsp. sativus is the source of this 1541-nucleotide messenger RNA. Its product is annotated as transcription factor DIVARICATA. The record is from RefSeq and is a predicted model, not a curated record. Gene Ontology annotation, molecular function: DNA binding. Lineage: Eukaryota; Viridiplantae; Streptophyta; Magnoliopsida; Apiales; Apiaceae. The transcript has 2 exons. Bases 384 to 1319 code for a protein of 311 amino acids.